UCCAGUUGGUGACUUGAAGAAGCAAGAGCAACAACAACAAAGAUGCCACGAGUCAAGUUAUUGGUAUAUGAUCAGAUAGAUUGUCCAAAUUGAUAAAUGCCACUGCCAAGGGGAGUUGUUAGGAUCAUGAGAUCUUUAUUGCCUCCAUGUUUUUAGCUUUCUUCUACCUAUCCUUAUCCUCCCCUUCAAACUCUUCUUCCCCGGAACUUCAACUUGUUUCAAAAGUUCCUGGAGCAGCUAAAAAACAAAACAGAAAUCCCACCAUUUACAUCAUGCCUUUUCACUGUCCUUGUAUUGUCUUUCUCUUCAUUGUUUUGAUUUUUGUAAUCAGACCUGUUGCACAUUCCUUGCCCUUUAUAGUUCUUCAUGGCAUUGGAGAUCAAUGCAAGAAUCGAGGAGUAAAACAUUUCACUGAGGAACUGACAAGCAUUUCUGGGUCUCCAGGAUAUUGCUUAGAAAUUGGGGAUGGAGCGUGGGAUUCCUGGUUUAUGCCUCUUGAGGAGCAGACAGAAAUUGUUUGUGACAAGAUCAAGAAAAUGAAAGAAUUGAGCAAGGGCUACAACAUAGUUGGUCUCUCCCAGGGCAACUUAAUUGGUCGAGGUGUGGUAGAGUUUUGUGAUGGUGGACCUCCUGUUAAGAAUUUCAUUUCUUUAGGGGGACCACAUGCUGGCACUGCCUCUGUUCCUCUUUGUGGGUCUGGCAUUUUUUGCAUACUUGCAGAUGCCCUAAUGAAGUCUGAGAUCUAUAGCGACUAUGUCCAGGCUCACCUGGCUCCCAGUGGCUAUCUUAAAUUUCCUAAUGAUAUUCCACGCUACUUAGAGAAAUGCAGGUUUCUUCCGAAGCUUAACAAUGAAAUUCCUGAGGGAAGGAACACAACUUACAAGGAAAGGUUCUCUAGCUUGCAAAAUUUGGUGCUUAUUAUGUUCGAAAAUGACAGUAUUUUGAUACCCAAGGAGACAUCGUGGUUCGGAUAUUAUCCAGACGGGGCUUUCAAGCCAAUUGUCCCAGCAAAAGAGACAAAGCUUUACACCGAGGACUGGAUUGGUCUCAGGACCUUAGACGAGGCUGGAAGAGUUCAUUUCGUUAAUGUGUCAGGAGGUCAUCUUGGAAUUUCUAAGAGCGAUUUGAAAAAGCAUGUUGUGCCUUUCUUGGUGGAUGAAGCUUCAGUAAAAAAGUAUAGCAAUGCCAGGGUGCAUAGACUUCCAGGCACAAUCACACAAAACUACCAUAGGAAACAAGUUGCGGGCAGCUUUAAUGACGGAACACCUUCAGUAAAAGACAUUUUCAGGGAACUAGUUGGUCUUGAAGAGGAGAAUGAUUCAGAUUGAUUUAUGAAUAUGGAAUAUCGAAGCCUACGGUUAUUUGUGCUUGACCCUUGACAGGGAUCAUCAAUACGUAUAGUAAAAUUAUUGUCCUCUUUUGCUUUAGCCUUGCUAUACCAAAGACAUUCUGAUCAAAUCCCUUAAUGUCUGCCAUUCCACACAGCUCCAGGAUUUGGCCUGUAUUGUUGCGUUGAAAACAUGAAUUACGACUUUACACAGUAACUAUUGGUAUC
Populus trichocarpa (black cottonwood) is the source of this 1555-nucleotide messenger RNA. RefSeq lists its product as uncharacterized. The record is from RefSeq and is a predicted model, not a curated record. Bases 147 to 1328 code for a protein of 393 amino acids. Gene Ontology annotation, molecular function: thiolester hydrolase activity. The transcript is spliced from 12 exons. NCBI's taxonomy places the organism in Eukaryota, Viridiplantae, Streptophyta, Magnoliopsida, Malpighiales, Salicaceae. Gene Ontology annotation, cellular component: intracellular membrane-bounded organelle.